Sphaerodactylus townsendi is the source of this 2646-nucleotide messenger RNA. RefSeq names its product major intrinsic protein of lens fiber (gene MIP). Bases 105 to 896 code for a protein of 263 amino acids. Lineage: Eukaryota; Metazoa; Chordata; Lepidosauria; Squamata; Sphaerodactylidae. Gene Ontology annotation, molecular function: water channel activity. The transcript is spliced from 4 exons. Gene Ontology annotation, cellular component: plasma membrane; apical plasma membrane. The record is from RefSeq and is a predicted model, not a curated record. Gene Ontology annotation, biological process: transmembrane transport.
UCAUAGCCAGCAGUAGAAAGCAGUGGGCUUAGGUGGGAGGAGCAGCAGUGAGUGCGGAGACCUGUCUUGCUGUCACUUCUCCUCUGCUGUUCUCCUGCCCCAUCAUGUGGGAGGCUCGCUCAUCCUCCUUUUGGAGGGCUAUAUUCGCCGAGUUCUUUGGCACCAUGUUCUAUGUGUUCUUUGGCCUGGGGGCUUCACUUCGCUGGGUCAUUGGCCCCCUUAACAUUCUACAGGUGGCACUGGCCUUCGGUUUGGUGGCCGCCACAAUGGUGCAGUCUCUCGGCCACGUGAGCGGUGCCCACAUCAAUCCAGCAGUCACCAUGGCCUUCUUGCUGGGCUCCCAGCUCUCCCUCUUCCGCGCUGUCUUCUACAUGGUGGCCCAGGUGCUGGGAGGAGUGGCUGGGGCAGCCGUGCUUUAUGGAGUCACGCCACCAGCGCUGCGGGGUAACCUGGCACUCAACACGAUACACCCCAGCGUAAAUGUAGGCCAAGCUACCAUCGUGGAGAUCUUCCUGACCUUACAGUUUGUCCUCUGCAUCUUUGCCACCUAUGAUGAGAGACGCAAUGGGCGCAUGGGGUCUGUGGCGAUGGCUGUGGGAUUCUCUCUCACUCUUGGACACCUUUUCGGGAUAUAUUACACAGGAGCUGGAAUGAAUCCUGCCCGAUCUUUUGCCCCUGCUGUUAUCACCCGCAAUUUCACCAACCACUGGGUGUAUUGGGUCGGACCCAUAAUUGGUGGUGUGAUGGGCGGCUUCUUGUAUGAUUUCAUCCUCUUCCCCCGGAUGCGCGGCAUCUCAGAGCGCCUGUCUAUCCUCAAAGGUGACCGGCCAGCUGAAACCAGUGCUGCCCCAGAACCUCCUGGGGAACCUGUUGAGCUGAAGACACAAGCACUAUAAACAGUGGCCCAGGGCGAUCCAACCACAGCAUACAUACCCCUCCUCUGGGGGGAGAGGGGGCAGAAACAACUGGCCCAGUAUACAGACUGUUAUUGCUCCUGGCCAGAAGGAAGCGAUGUCUUAGGAGACACAGAUCCAAAGGGACAGUUUGUUAUCCAUUCUCUCUCUCUCAGAAAAAACAAACAAACCCAGAACAAUAAAAUGGGGAGAGCGGGUGGGAUUGGGGAGUGGAGGGACAUGUCAUUGCCUGCUUUUUAAAGGAUUUCUUUUGCGGUGAGAAAUUUUGGAAACAGUUUUGUGGGGGAAAGGUAUAGGAGUGCCAAUUCCUCCUGAUCUUCCCUUUUUGAAUUCCUGCAAAAUGCCAGAGUUCCUUCUCUGUGUUUUGUUACUUGUGUAUAGUCCUUAACAAUUAGGUAUUGGGUCUGUGUGUAUGCAUGUGUGGGUGGGGUGGGGGUGAGAGUGAGGGAAGGAGAGAGAGAGAGAGAGAGAAAGAGAGUUACUCUUUUCAGGCAUUCUGUUUCUGGUGCUGGGAGUGCAAGUAGUGGGAGAUGGCCCUUCGUGCCAUCAUCUUAAUAUGCACAUUCACUAUUUUGUCUGAAGAGAGCAAUGUGUGCAUUUUGCAGCUUCAGAACAUGCAAACGUAUACACCCCAAAUCCAGUUUUCAGGUAACAUAUACAAAUAUGCAAAAUGCAUGUGUCACCGUUUUCAGAUAAAAUGGCAAUAAUACUUAUUGAGAUGAUCGUGCAUGGCAUACUGUCCCAGUACGCACAGUUAGAGCGCUUGCCUUUGCAGCAUCUGAGAAGGGCCAAUAAAAGAAAGCUUCAAACAGCAUCUGUUCCUCUUCCCAGUAAAGUCACCUUCUGCAUCUCAGGGUACAUCUAAAUAAUAUAUGUGAUGCAAGCCAGGUCAGAUGUUCUCCCCAAUUCAUCUCACAGUCACAUAUACUUUCGGGGAUUCACCUUAAAGAACUGCUUUGUCACUCAAGCAUGGCUUGGAGCAACAUGGUGGAGGAGUGGCUUCCAUCUUUGUUUUCUCUAGUUGAUUUGGCUGUAGGCCUCCAGAGUGGCCAUACAGGGACUGUUUAAAGGCACCCUCAGUGCUCUGAGGUCUGCUGAUGAGUUGUGUCCUUCUGCUAGCUGUGUUGAGCGCAGACUUGAAAGACCACAGCGCUCCACCACGCAUUGUAAUUGUUCUCUUUCAUCUCUCUCUCUGGACCAAAUAACCGGACCCCUCUUCUCUGUGGGCUGUUCUUGCCCUGUAUAGAGGCCUAGCUCCAGAUUCUUGGGAGUAGCAAAAGUGAAAAGGAGGUGUAUCCCAUUCCUUCCUAAUUCCAGUAAGCAGCUACCUUAUGUAUGUAUUCCACGUAAUUCAGAGUGAUAGAAGGAAGGGAGAAAAGGGGAACCGUGUGAAUGCCUCCAUAUGGAAGAAUACGAGUUUUUGCAUGCUUGUUUACUUGUAUGCGUACACACACAUAUGAGCCUGUAAGAAACAUAUACUAGGAAGAGUGACAGACAUCCUGGGGGUUGGUUCUCUGGGCAAUGUAAAAUUGACACUAUUUUCUUCACCCUGCCUCCUCAAAAAGAGGAGGAUUUUCAUUCCAUGUCUGGAGUUGAAAGUCAGCUCUUUAGUGACUGCUUUUUUUCACCCUAGGAUGGGAAGAUUAGGGCAAUAGAGUUCACUGUUUAGGAACUGGAGGAUCUUGUGGAGAGACGUGGUGUCUGAUCAGUAACAGUAAAGCUUUUGAAUCCA